CAAACCCUAAUGCAAAAACACGAAACCGCACUGAUUCCAUCACCAACUUCAAAAGCGCAGCCGUUGCAAACCACCUCUGAAUCUGCUCCCGUGAGACUUCCCUUCGCCACUCGGAUGUCAUCACCGAAAUCUUCUGCACUCAUUUCCAUUACAGCCACCACCAUAAUCGUUUCCGGUCACUUAUCUGUUAGAUUCAUGAUGUAUAAUUGUGUAUGAUGUUAUUACUUGAACAGAUGAAUGAAAAUUGUUCAAUUAUCUCUAUCUUAUUAUUUUCCCUUUUGCUUUCUGUUUUCUCUAUUGAUGUUGCUACCGAGUGCAACGGAUUUAAUAGGGAAGAAAACAAGAUUCAGAGUAUUCCUGAAAACUUCAAUCAUGAUGGUAAAUAUUUUCCCUCUUCAAUUCGUGCUUGGAGUGGCCGAUUCCAGAUUCUUCAAGCAGCUGCAUCUGUAGAAUUUUAUGAUGGGUUUGAGGCCAAACCUCCCUGCGUUGUUAAUAGGAAGGCAUACAAUCUUUCAAACAAAAUUCCGCAGGACAUGGUGCUGUAAAACCCUCAAAUAUUAAGAGACAGUACUUAUAUUAUAAUAUAUUCAGGUGUUGGUAUAUAAACUAUGGACAAAAACUAUAGUUAGCAUUUUGAUUCAGAUUGAUUCAACUCAUAUCUGUACUCCUAUAGUGGGGAAUUUGCACAUGGUUUUAUUAGAUUUAGUAUGUGCAUAAGUUUAGUUACUCCUUAUUUUGGUCAUGUGUUUAAUACUUUAUUUCAUGUUUAAUUUCCAACAUGUGCAGUUGGGUUAACAAUCACAGAACUUACU
Molecule: messenger RNA, 812 nt
Organism: Vicia villosa (hairy vetch)
Lineage: Eukaryota; Viridiplantae; Streptophyta; Magnoliopsida; Fabales; Fabaceae
Exons: 3
Coding region: 213-545 (110 amino acids)
Source: RefSeq, a predicted model, not a curated record